GCAUGGUUUCAAGAGCUUCGAAAAUUGACACCCAACACAAAAGCCAACAAUAUAUGUCCAAUGUCAUCACUGAAAAAACAUUGGAUGAAGCUGUGUUUUAUGGUGAAUCCAAGUGGGAAAAUACCAGUUCGAAGUAUUACUCGAACAUUUGCAUCAGGCAGAACAGAAAAGAUGAUUAUGCAGUCAUUGAAAGAUUUAGGGCUUCCAGGGGGAAAGUGUGAGGAGAUUGAAAUAUCAGCAUUCACAUUUGAGAAAUUUUAUGAAUUAUAUCACAAGAUAUGUCCACGUACUGAUAUAGAGGAUCUGUUCAAAGAAUGGAGUAGUAAUAGACCAUAUUUGACAGAUGAAACUAUGAUAAAUUUCUGCAAUGAGAAACAGAGAGAUCCCAGAUUAAAUGAAAUCCUAUUCCCAGAAUACAACAGAAAAAGUAUCACAAAAAUAAUACAGACAUAUGAACUGGAUUCAGAAUACAGAAACAAAAAUUGGUUAAGUCUUGAUGGAUUUUGCCGUUACUUAAUGUCAGAUGAUAAUGCUCCUGUAUUUUUGGACCGGUUAGAUAUUUAUCAGGACAUGGAACAACCAUUAUCUCAUUACUAUAUCAAUUCUUCACACAAUACAUAUCUCACUGGACGACAGUUUGGUGGUCGCUCAUCAGUCGAGAUGUACAGACAGGUCCUUCUUGCAGGUUGCAGAUGUGUAGAGUUGGACUGCUGGGAUGGAAGAAAUGAAGACCAGGAACCUAUUAUCACGCAUGGAAAAGCAAUGUGUACAGACAUUCUUUUUAGAGAUGUCAUACAAGCCAUUCAAGAAACUGCAUUUGUCACCUCAGAGUAUCCCGUCAUUUUAUCAUUUGAAAAUCAUUGUAGUAAGUAUCAGCAAUACAAAAUGUCCAGAUACUGUGAGGAGAUACUGGGUGAUCUACUGCUUAAACAACCUCUACCUGAAAAUCCUCUUGAGCCUAGCAUGCCAUUACCAUCACCAAACCAAAUGAAGCGAAAAAUCUUAAUCAAGAACAAAAGAUUAAAACCAGAGGUGGAAAAACGACAAAUGGAGUUAUUUUUGAAAGGUCAAGAUGCAAUCAAUGAUGACCUUCCUGGUGAAGAUCCAGAAGUGGUUGCUGAGGCAAUAGAUGGCGAGGCCGGGCCACUUAAUGAUGAUAGCAGUAGUUCAAGUUCGGAUUCCCCGAUUACCACCCCGAUAACGGAACUCCCGCCAGUUUUACCAGAGCGAGACAGGGAUAUAAAUCCAACUCCAGCCAGUACAGACACUGAUCCCCACCCAGAGUACAUGAUUUCUAAAAUUCCAGAUUCUAUAGAAGAAGACGAUAUUAGCUUGAAAGUCAAGGGUGCACUAACUGCUGAUGAAGAAAUGGCCUUGAUGUCAACGUAUCAUUAUACAGGGGCAACAACUAAUAUACAUCCAGCAUUGUCUGCCCUUGUUAAUUAUGCUCAGCCAGUGAAGUUUCAGGGCUUCGAUGUUGCUGAAGCUCGGCGGAUUUGCUGCCAUAUGUCGUCUUUCAAUGAAAGAAGUGCCUUGGGUCUAAUAGCCAAUUCGUGCAUUGAAUUUGUUAAUUAUAAUAAGCGACAGAUGAGUCGUAUAUAUCCAAAAGGAGGUCGGGUAGACUCUGGUAAUUACAUGCCUCAGAUAUUUUGGAAUGCUGGCUGCCAAAUGGUAGCACUGAACUUCCAAACACCAGACUUGGCCAUGCAACUCAAUCAGGGAAAAUUUGAAUACAAUGGGAAUUGUGGAUAUUUAUUGAAGCCAGACUUUAUGAGACGUCCAGAUAGAACAUUUGAUCCUUUCUCUGAAAGUCCUAUUUCUGGUGUGAUAGCUGCUUGUUGCACUGUACAGGUGAUAUCAGGUCAGUUCUUGUCAGACAAGAAGAUUGGUACAUAUGUAGAGGUUGACAUGUAUGGUUUACCAACAGACACAAUCAGAAAGGAGUUCCGAACCAAAGUUGUCCCAGCUAACGGCCUAAAUCCAGUAUAUAAUGCUGAAGAAUUUGUUUUCAGAAAGGUAGUAUUGCCAGACUUGGCAGUAUUACGUAUUGCUGUAUUUGAGGAGACUGGCCGUAUGAUAGGACAGAGAAUACUACCUCUGGACGGCUUACAGGCUGGUUACCGUCAUAUACCACUCCGCACUGAGGGAAACUUUCCUCUCUCAUUACCCACAGUAUUCUGCUGUAUUAGUCUGAAAACUUAUGUUCCUGAAGAGUUUCAAGAUAUUGUGUCUUCAUUAUUCAAGCCGCAGCUACCAUUGACCAAUCAGAUCAUGAAGAUGGGGAUUGAUGAGAAGGAUAUUGGUGACAUUCCUAUAGUAUCUAAACGUCACUCUACAGCAGGAAAUGGUAAACUGCCAGCAACAGCUCAGAAUAGUACAGAUGGAACCAAGAUCUCAAAGAAGGAAGAGGAGCUGAUAUUUGAAGCAAUAAACCGUGAUAGUUUAAAAUUAGACAAAGUGUUUCAAAAGUUGUUAAGGAAACAAAGUAAAGAUUUAGAGUGUUUAAAAAAGAAGCAGCAGAAGGAACGAUCCAACAUGCAAAGGCAACAUUGUUUAGUGGUUGAUAAACUUGUGGCAUGUCAUGACAAGGAAAAAAUAGCAACAGAAAAGCAAGUGGAAAAAAUGAUCAAAAAGAAAGGUAAUGAGAACAAGGCCAGUAACCAGGGUAAGGUGAUGUCGUUAAAUAAUGAUCAUAAAGAGAACGUACAUCGUCUAGUGGUAGAUCAGACUAGAGAAUGGUCCGAUAUGGUAUUGAGACAACUGAACGAGGAACAUGAUUUAAAAAAAGAACAUAUCGUACAGCAGAAUGAAUGUUUACGGAAACUGCUACAUGAAGCUCACACUGGUCAACUCAAAGAAUUAGAAGUCAGACAAGAGAGGGACAAUAAAGAACAGAAAGCACUUCAGGCAAAGCAGUCAGUAGAAUCGAGUAAAUCUGUUAUGAGUGAUAAAUCUAUAAAGAACAAAGCAGAAAGAGAAAGGCGUUUUCGUGAGAUAAAUGAGAACAAUAUGAAGAAGUUUAUCGAGGAGAGGAAGAGGUUAACAAUGAAACACUACAGACAGGUAGAACAACUGAAGAAACUUCACCAGGAACAGCUAGAUAAAUAUGCCAAGGAAACUUCUAAGGAAUUAGAGGUAGCUGACAUGGUAAGAACAGAAGCAAAGCUUGCCAUGAAACCAGAGACAGAUGUAUGAUGAUUGGUCAGUGUGUAGGUCAUGUGAUUAUCUCUCAUCCAAUCAUAUUUUAGCAUUUAGCAGUGUUGUGUAAAACAAUUUGUGUUGUUUAAUUUUAGGAUCAUAUUUUAAGAAUUUUUAAAAUUAGCUAUUCUAAAUCUUCCAGAUAAACUUUGAAACAGUUUAAAGAAUAUGUUUUGAAUUGGUUAUUUUAUAAGGUAAUGGCUUGAAGAUAUGACAUGUGUUUGAAUACACGCAACUACAUUGGAUUCAGGAAAAUGCCAGCACAACAAAAACAUUUGAUGAGCUUGAGAUAAAGAUUUCUCAUUCUUAUAUCCUGCCAAAAGAUGAAGCUAUCUGUGCUAGUAAUGGAGUACAAUUUGAAUCUCAUGUUCUUUAUAUAUUGUAAUACAGGAGACACACAUGUUAUAAUAUAGGUGCAGCUGACACUUCAAAAUUAUGGAAAUUUGAAUACCCACCAAGACAUCUGUACUGACUUGCUUGUUACAGGGUUAUAAAAUCUAUAUAUAGGGCAAUAUCAGUACAUGUAUAUAGCUUGUUUUACUGUCUCCAUCAAUAUUAUAUACAGUGCAACUUCUGCAUAAUAGACCUCUGUAGAUCAAUUACCUCUUUGCAACUAAAGGAGGACUUCACCAUAUAUUAACCCCUCUUGGCAACAAGCAAAAUGUCUGCCUCCAAAAAGUUGUUGCAGUGUCGAGGUUGUACUGUAUCUUUAUAUAACAUCCAGUGUAAUGAUUAAUGUGCAAAGUUACUUUAUUACGGAGCUAUGUUAUAAUUCAAUAGUUAUUGUCUUCACGACUACUAACAUAUGUGUACAAAAUAAUGAAAAUAUAAUAUAGUUGCUUUAGAGAGUGUUAGGUAAAUAUAAUACCAUGAAUGCUGCCAGGUAUGGUAUUAAGUUAAUCUAGUCUGCACUCUUUUAUACUUACUCUAUACUGAUACUGCUAAAUUUUACCUUUUUAAAAUUGAAAAAAUGUAUGGUUAGAAACAGGAUAAGCUCACUAUUGAAAGGUUUUACCUAAAACAAAUAAUGUAUUUAAACCAACAACCUGCUGAAUAAGAAGUAUGACUUGUCCAGCUAUCAAGUUUUUCAGUCAACACUAUAGUUCCUGGUCAAACUGCACAUAUUUGUAGACUGGAUUGUCUCAUUACUGCAGCAAGUAAUGGGUUAUACAUGUAUGUGGGGAUUGUAAUGUUGUUAGUAUCAUAUUUUAAUGGCGGCUAGAUUGUAAUACAAACAUCAAAAUUGUUAAUAUAUUUAUUAUUGUUUUCAUUUUGUUAUGCUAGAAUAUUAUUUAGAAUUGAUUCUAGCAUUUGUUUGUAUCAGAUGUUAUUCAAUAUUUGAAUACAGUCGACUCUCGUUAUCUGGAAGUCAUCGGGACCGUCCAAAAAAAUAUUGAGAUAACGAAAUGUUGAAAUAAACAUAUUAGGUUUGAACGAGGCAGUAACUGAUUUUUACAAAGGCAUGUGCAUACCUUAAGUCAAAUAAAAUAAAAGAAUGAUAUCUCUAUGUUUUGUUUCUGCAUUUUGACAAAAUUAUGCCACUUUUUAAGUCUUUAAAUUUACUUACAAUCAAUACUAGACAAUAUGUUGUGUCCACUCUAUAAAUCCUAUACUUAUGGAAGGAUUUUCUUCAAACUUGACUCAAAUGUUUACCUUAACUGGGUAAUGUGCAGAACCCAUCUUACCCUUGUGCCAGCUUUAGGUCAAGGCCACACUUGAAGGUUAAAAAUUGACUUAGAAAAUGUUCAGAAAUUUUUACAUGUACUUGAAUAUUUCUAAUCAUUUGAAACUUCAAAUAUAUGCGAAGUGUCACAAGUAAGAUAUGCUGGUCAAGUUUCAUAACUAAAAAAAGUGGGAGGGGGAUAACUUUGUAUUGUAUUUUGACAAAGUUAAGUCCAUUUUUAUGUCUUUAAAUUUAUUUACUAUUAUAUUUCUUAAACCAGUAUAUGAAUGGUAACAAGCAUGCUCAGACGACGAAAAUUCUACAAUUCCAGUGAAUUAUAGGGUCACAAGUAAGCAAAGUUUUUCCACUCUUAAUUACAUUUUGACAUAAUUAUGCUAUUUUCUUAACUUCACUGCUUUUGUUUGUUUUAGGACAUUGGGAAAAUGAAAGGUUAUUUGUAACUGUUUCCAACAUGAUUUGACAAUAUAUAUUUAUACUAUUACCUGUACAAUUUGUCUUUUUUUCCACCAGAGAUAAUUUCUUUUUAUGAAUAUGUAUUUGUGCCACUAAAGUUACUCCCUUAACCACCUUUCUAAGUCGUCUUCUGUCAAGGACAUUGGUGGGGGUAUGAAUCGCAUUCAGCGAUAGUUCUAGUUUGAUAUGUUAUAUCAGAUCUGAAUACAAUGUGAGGUAUUGGAUAAGAUAUGAUACCGGUAGUCAGAAAAGUACAAAUAACUGCUUGCUUUUGUCUGAUAUUUAAACAUUGUAGGCAAAAUGUUUACAAAUCAUUUAUUCAAGCUUGAAAAUAUAUCUUAUAUAAUGUAUGUUUUUCUAAUGAAACAAAUGUCAUUGAUAAAUUAUUCAUUACCUUUCAAAUUGUAAAAAAAUAUCAUCUACCUAUGAUGAUGCAUGAAAAAAAACAACACUAAAAUAGUUAUUUAUGGAUUUUUUGCAUGAUAAUAUGUCUUGUUGAUAUUAAUUGUCUCAUGUCAAAAUUGUGUUUAUAAACAUUGCUCACACUAUAUUAAUACAACAUUGUUUUAAUUAUCUCUCCUGAACACAAAGUGCUCAGAGAUGAGCUUCUGUGGUGGCAGUGUGUCUGUGGCUUGUCGGUCAUCAUUAUCCACAUUAGCAACAUUUCACAAACCACUCGAUAGAUUUUGACCAAACUUUAGAGGAAUGAUCCUUAGGUGAUC
Molecule: messenger RNA, 6057 nt
Organism: Ruditapes philippinarum (Manila clam)
Lineage: Eukaryota; Metazoa; Mollusca; Bivalvia; Venerida; Veneridae
Product: 1-phosphatidylinositol 4,5-bisphosphate phosphodiesterase beta-4-like
Biological process (GO): lipid metabolic process; phosphatidylinositol-mediated signaling
Molecular function (GO): phosphatidylinositol-4,5-bisphosphate phospholipase C activity; calcium ion binding
Source: RefSeq, a predicted model, not a curated record